AUGGAUGUGUGUGCCUGUACUUACUGUAACUUCUCCUUUAAGACUAAAGGAAAUCUGACAAAACACAUGAAGUCCAAGGCGCAUAGCAAGAAAUGUGUGGAUUUAGGCGUCUCAGUAGGUUUAAUAGAUGAACAGGAUACAGAAGAAUCAGAUGAAAAACAGAGAUUCAGUUAUGAGCGGUCUGGAUAUGAUCUUGAAGAAUCUGAUGGCCCAGAUGAGGACGAUAAUGAAAACGAAGAUGAUGACGAGGACAGCCAGGCUGAAUCAGUUCUGUUGGCUGCACCCUCGGUCACAGCCAGCCUGCAGCACCUCCCAUCUAGAAGUAGCCUUCAGGACUCUGUGAGUGCUGAUGAGGACAGCAGAAUCACCGAUGGCUUUUCUGGGGUACAGACGGACCCAAUGGACAUUCUGCCCAGGGCGUUGCUCACCAAAAUGACCGUUCUGAGCACAGCACAGUCUGACUACAGUAGAAAGACUCCGGGGAAGGCCAGGCAGCGCACUGCAAGAGAUGAAAAUGACACAAUUCCGUCUGUAGACGCUUCCAGGUCCCCUGAGGCUGCACCCAGGUCCCCGUGUCAUCAGAUGUCUGUGGACUACCCUGAAUCUGAAGAAAUUCUGAAAAGUUCUGUAGCAGGAAAAGCUAUUGCUGUAACACAGAGCCCGUCAUCUGUAAGACUUCCUCCUGCUGCCACCGAGCACAGCACCCAGACAGCAGCGGGGAUGCCUUCUGUGGCCUCGCCACAUCCGGACCCUCAAGAACAGAAGCAGCAAAUAACCCUACAGCCAACUCCAGUCGCACUGCCUCCCACCCUGUGUCUGCUUCCCAAUAAAAGAAGAAAGCAUUAA
Messenger RNA from Saimiri boliviensis boliviensis (Bolivian squirrel monkey), 846 nucleotides. NCBI's taxonomy places the organism in Eukaryota, Metazoa, Chordata, Mammalia, Primates, Cebidae. The record is from RefSeq and is a predicted model, not a curated record.